UAUGUGCAGCCCAGAGCCUCUGUAACUCCACCUCGGCGCGGGCUGGAGUCCUUGCACACAGAGGAGACCAUGGGAGGGACGGCUCGGGAGAGCCCGGAGGACUGCCGCUUUCUGGAUGCAGAAGCAUCCAAGACGCGCAAGAAGACCUGCACCAGAUACCAGCUCUGCGGACUGCUCUUCAGUGCGCUGCUCAUUUCUCUUAUUCUGAUAUUUUUUGGUGUCAAAUAUCUCUGGAACCCAACACCCAGAAAAGUUUAUGACAUGGAGCACACGUUCUUCAGCCACGGUGAGAAGCAGAAGAUUGUGAUGGAGAUUGACCCACUGUCCAGGACAGAGACCUUCAGGAGUGGAAACAGCAGCGAGGAAAUCCUGGAGAUCCAUGACUUCAAAAAUGGAAUUACUGGCAUCUUCUUUGUGGGACUUCAAAAAUGUUUCAUCAAGGCUCAGACUAAAGUCCUACCCGAGACGACAGAGGCCAAGAUCCCUGAGCUUGAGGGAGAAGAAAUCACAACCACUUACUUUGAGCAGUCCGUGGUCUGGGUCCCUGGAGAAAAGCCCAUUCAGAACAAGGAGUUCCUGAAAAGCUCCAAAAUUUUUGACAUCUGCAGAAACGUAACCAUCUACUGGAUCCACCCAACACCAAUAGCAGCUCCUGAACUGGCUGACCUUGACGGGGCAGACGAAGAAGACUCUGAGCUGCUCGUAGACAACCAGGACUGGUUGAAUGGAGGGAGCAAACAUGAGGCGGAGAAAGUUGUGCAGCUGGGACCAAAGCGCCGGGCACGGCAGCUCACCGAGGAGGACCUGCCUGUCAACGACUAUUCGGAGAAUGGGCUGGAGUUCCACCCCCUGUGGGAUGAGAGAGGCUACUGCUGUGCCCAGUGCCGCCGUGCCAACCGCUACUGCCGGCGGGUCUGCGAGCCCCUUCUGGGCUACUACCCCUACCCCUACUGCUACCAGGGUGGAAGGGUCAUCUGCCGGAUCAUCAUGCCCUGCAACUGGUGGAUCGCACGGAUGCUGGGCAGGGUGUAGCAUGUGCUGCGUAGCACCCAGCACUUGAGUACCACUCCAUGCCUGCCUGCCGCAUCGCCACCUAUCCGGAUGCACCCUUAAACAGCCGACACGCAGGUCAUUACCUGCUUGAUUGCUGGUGAGCGUGCAAGCCCACCGGCCACAGCACCUGCAUGGUGCACGCGCUGCCUGUCCCCACCCCGC
Cuculus canorus (common cuckoo) is the source of this 1215-nucleotide messenger RNA. It is a transcript of the gene TNMD, whose product is annotated as tenomodulin. Gene Ontology annotation, biological process: negative regulation of angiogenesis; negative regulation of endothelial cell proliferation. The transcript is spliced from 7 exons. The record is from RefSeq and is a predicted model, not a curated record. The coding region runs from base 70 to 1032 and encodes 320 amino acids. Lineage: Eukaryota; Metazoa; Chordata; Aves; Cuculiformes; Cuculidae.